AUGUUUUUCUAUGAAUUAUCAGAAAUCUUUACUAAUCUACACACUCUUACAUUUCAAUGUAUUCCAAAAUUUAUUCAAGAAUAUCCAAUAACAUUGAAUAAUUUCAUUUUAAAUCUACGAAAGGAUUUUCUUCAACUUACUCAUUUCAAAUUACGACUGACGCUCAUUGAUAAUUAUCCACAACAAACUUUACAUGCUAACACAGAAGAUUUGAAAGAAUUAAUGUUACAAAAUUCUUUGUACUAUACGGUUGAACGAGAAAGAUGGGGUCGUGUCUUAAAUAUUUGGUUAUAA
Messenger RNA from Adineta steineri, 294 nucleotides. Lineage: Eukaryota; Metazoa; Rotifera; Eurotatoria; Adinetida; Adinetidae. The record is from the annotation of a GenBank genome assembly.